GCUACAACCGAAUUAUUGCUUUAAAUUUUGCAAGUAAUUGGUCUUAAAUUUACAAUAAUGAAUAAUGAAGCAUCGAAAAGGAGGCGCCAUAGGCGCACCGAAUCACUCGAGGAUGUGUUGUCAAAUCUGCGCAUUCGUAACAGAAAGGCCUGGUUCGAUCAUAUAAAAAAGAUAAGAUCGCCGCAUUUAAAACAUUUGCUGGCCAAAAAAUCGGAUAAAAAAUUAAAGAAAGCUUCGAAAUCUUCAGAUAAGGAAAAAAGAAAUAUGGAGAAAGUGGAACGUUCUUUAAAGAAAAUGAUGCAGCAGGAGUUACAAAAAAAAUUGAUUUCCAUAAAGAAUAGUUGGAUUUCCUUAGGACAAGUCUUCUCACUACUUUUCGACCAAGGACCUAUUGAGCAAAUCGGCAGCCUGGUAUUCAUUUUAACUAAAUCUCUGAUGGCAGGCAUCAAGUGUUUUCCGUCUAAAACCAAAAUGGAAGAUUUCGCCGAGCAUUACAGCUACUGAACCUGCACUUUCUAUUGGAAAUCAGACGUAUAUAUAGCGUUGUCUAUGUAUUUGUUUGUAUUUUGUCGUAGCUUGCUAUGUUUGUUAAA
Drosophila mauritiana is the source of this 593-nucleotide messenger RNA. RefSeq lists its product as uncharacterized. The record is from RefSeq and is a predicted model, not a curated record. NCBI's taxonomy places the organism in Eukaryota, Metazoa, Arthropoda, Insecta, Diptera, Drosophilidae.